UAGAAUUCCCUUCCAUUAUUUUAUUACGCGCUUAAUUUCCUCUUUGGAUUCGAAACAAUCGCUCCAUUGGAUCGAACUGAAGGUCAAAAGGUAUAUACAAUUCAUUACUCCAAUGGAGAAGAAUCAUCCAACGUUGAUGGGUCCCAUUCUUCUUCUUCUAAUCCCAUGUUUCCACUCCCAAAAACCCCACAUCGAUUCAUGCCUCUGAUUCCGCCCACUCCCAUUCAACGGACCUGAUUCGUGGUGUUCGCCGAUCGCUUUUCAUUCUAUAACCCACAUCACUUUCGUUUCUCUAUUUUUUGUUUCUAUUUUUCUCUCCAGGAUUUGGAGCAGCCAUCGAGGAGAUUGAUUGAUCGGUUCAUCGAUUGAAUGAACUGGAAUCGUGAGUCGAUUCAAAUCAAACAGUAUUGAAUCUUUGUAGUAGAGAAAAAGGCUUUGGAGAUGGAGCCUGAAGAUAGUUUAUGUAGCUCUGAAGUUUGGGCAAAAUCUUCAUCGUUUCCUAAUAUUAAUAUUCAGCAACCUUCACAGAAAUGGGUAGAUCCUUCCAUUUUAGACUAUGCUAUGGAACAACCUUUCCAAGAAUUCGAAGAACGGAUCGAAUCGAAGGCCUCCCUAAUGUGUAGCCCAAAUCAGCGAAUCGAAAUCUUAGAUAAAGAUAGUAAUGAGCUGAAUGCAGGACUUCUAGCUAGUAAAGUUCAAGAUUGGGACCCGAGAGCGAUGCUUAAUAAUCUUUCAUUUCUUGAGCAGAAGAUUCAUCAGCUUCAGGAACUCGUGCAUUUGAUCGUCGGCCGGAGGAACCAAGCCUUGGGGAGUCCCGAUGAACUCGUAGUUCAGCAACAACAGCUGAUAACUGCUGAUCUAACUUCGAUUAUUGUUCAGUUAAUCUCGACAGCUGGUAGUCUGCUUCCUUCUGUAAAGCAUAAGUUGUCUGCAGCUGUUCCUCCGGUCGGGCAGUUCGAGCAGCUCGACAGGGUUCUUUUUGCGUCUGGACCUAGGACUAAUAGUGGUAAUGGAACCAAACUCCCUGAGCUUCCAACCCAAGUAGAGGAAAGUAGCAAAUGUGGGAAGGAACAGAACAUGGCUGUUGAAGAACACGAAUCAAAGGACGAAGAAGACGCCGAUGAACACGAGAACCUCCCGCCCGGUUCAUACGAAAUACUGCAGCUAGAAAAAGAAGAGAUUCUAGCACCUCACACACAUUUCUGUCCGAUAUGUGGAAAAGGGUUCAAGAGGGAUGCAAAUUUACGAAUGCACAUGAGGGGUCACGGUAACGAGUAUAAAACCGCAGCUGCCCUGGCUAAACCGAACAAAGAGUCGAGUUCCGAGACGAUGCUAAUCAAGAGAUAUUCCUGUCCGUUCACCGGCUGCAAACGGAACAAGGAUCAUAAGAAGUUUCAGCCUCUGAAAACCAUUCUAUGUGUUAAAAACCAUUACAAGAGAACUCAUUGUGACAAAAGCUUCACUUGCAGCAAAUGCAACUCUAAGAAAUUCUCUGUAAUUGCUGAUCUGAAAACACAUGAGAAGCACUGUGGGAAAGAUAAGUGGCUUUGUUCUUGUGGGACAACGUUCUCUAGGAAAGACAAGCUCUUUGGACACAUUGCUCUCUUCCAAGGCCACACUCCUGCGAUUCCGCUCGACGAGUCGAAGGGAGCAGCCGUGUCGUUCGAUCAAGGAGAACGCUCGGAUAAGCUUAGGAGCAUAAACUUCAGUUUCGGGUCGAUUGCUUCAGGAGGAAGCUCUGUUGAAACCAUAGUAGAUGCAAAAGCUGGUGUUGAUGAUCCUCUUGGUUGUUUUUCACCUCUGAACUUCGAAUCGUGUAAUUUCGAGGGGUUUCACGAGUUUCCUCGACCGCCAUUUGAGAAUGUAGACAAUGUGUUUUCAUUCCUUAGCCCGGUAUCGGGUAACUACACCCAAAAAUCUGGUGCGGGAUCGAGCUCUAAUAGCCUUGAAUGAAUGAAUGAUGUUUGCUUUCCUGAGUCCUCUUGGUUUGCUGUAAAAUUGCAAUAUGGUGUACUUUUGUAACUUGUUCAGUUCCUAAAUGGAUUGGUUCUGUUUUGUAUAUCGACAAUAUUUAGACAA
Messenger RNA from Cucurbita maxima (winter squash), 2079 nucleotides. RefSeq names its product protein SENSITIVE TO PROTON RHIZOTOXICITY 1-like. The transcript is spliced from 2 exons. The record is from RefSeq and is a predicted model, not a curated record. Bases 442 to 1953 code for a protein of 503 amino acids. Gene Ontology annotation, biological process: response to aluminum ion; response to acidic pH. NCBI's taxonomy places the organism in Eukaryota, Viridiplantae, Streptophyta, Magnoliopsida, Cucurbitales, Cucurbitaceae.